CACCGCUUUUUGCAUCACACGCAAAACAGCUCAAGCUCUCGCAGCACGAGAGCAGUCACAGCAACCGCACGUCCUCGCUCUAGCAGUACCGCGCACGAACGCGCCGCACACGACGCGCACGCACCAAAAAGCACCAUGACAGCAAAAGACGACACCGUAGCGUCCAAGGCUGAAGAAGAAUUCGUCCUCCUCGGCGACCCCGAGAAGACCACAGCACUCCCGGACCUGCCCAGGACCCCUGAACCGGCAGACAAGCAAGUCAAGACCAUUGUCGCGGAGACGCUGCCGCCGCGCGUCCACGCAAACAAGCAAGACAAGACCGUCGAGGCAGACAAGACCGUCGAGGCGACGCACGCGGUCGCGUUCGAGGCAGCUCUGAAGGAAGCCGCACCGGACGCGCCUCCCACCAUCGGCGACGCGGCGGCCGCGCUCAAGGACGCGACGCUCCGCGAGCUCGGCGCGGCCCGCGAGAAGGCGUCGACCAAGAUCAAGGCCGCGGCGCGGGCCGCGCGGCGGAACGCGCCGGCGUGGCGCCGCGUCGGCUAUUGGACGCUCGGCCUACUCGCGCUCGCUGUUGUCUUCACCAGCGGCUUCUUCCUCGGCGACCGACGAAGCCGCGUCGCCUCCGCACCGACUCAAGUGUCCGAGGCUACUACGCCGGCCGCAGACGCGCCGGUGGCCGAAACGGUCAAGUCGACCCCGCCGACCACGUCGACCGGAUCUCCGACGUGCCGCGCGCGUCCGUCGGUCGACUCGCUCUUCGACGGCGUGGUCAACGAGAUCCUCGGCCUGCGGUCGCAGCCGCGCCCGCGCCGCGCGGAGCCGCUCGACGCGUUCGUCCGUCGGAUGCUCGCGCCGGCGCCGCGUGUGCUACCGACCAUGGACGUCUCCUUCGGCUGGCCUGGGCUCGAGCUCACCGUGCCGUUCCUGCGGCGCGAGGCCGAGCAGCAGCGGCGCCUCGACGCCGCCGUCGCCGCGCGUCACCAAGCCGCGAACGUCCAGCGGAGACGCCUCGAAGAACAGCGGCGCCUUGAACACGCGCGGCACGAGGCUGCCCACAACAGACAGGCCCUCGAAGAACAGCGGCGCCUCGAACGCGCGCGGCACGAGGCCGCCCGCAGACAGGCCCAGAAGGCGGCCGCGGUCAAAGACCUCGAGGAACGGUUGGCAAAGGCCGAAGCCGCCCGCGAGGAGCGACUCCGCCUCGCAGAGCAGCGGACGACCGAGCCGAUGCCUGUCGCUGACACCGACGUCGUAGAGACGAACGCGGUCGACGCGGAGCCGGCCGUCGAGCCGACGCCGGCACCGACGCGGCCCGCGCGCGACGCCCUCCGCGAGCUCUCGAUCAAGCAACUGCGGAACAUCCUCGCGUCACGCGGCGGCGCGUGCACGACGUGCAAGGAGAAGGAUGAUCUCGUCGCAGCAGUGAUCAAAGUCCUCGACGACUGA
This is a messenger RNA of Pelagomonas calceolata, 1449 nucleotides long. Lineage: Eukaryota; Pelagophyceae; Pelagomonadales; Pelagomonadaceae. The record is from the annotation of a GenBank genome assembly.